CAUCUUUGGUUGUUCUCGCCGGUCUCACCACAGUCAGUGAUCAAUUGUGAUACGUAACAAAUUAUUAGAGCUAUUAUUGAUUGCAAAGAGGUGUUUUUGCCGCUCAUAAAACAAUAGACUGGUACUGCAUAAAUAUUUGUUUCAUCAACACCGUUUUGCAGAUUUUUUUGCAACGGAAAUUUGACUAAAGACGGGAGAUCCACUGUAAUACAACAUGGAUGAGGAAUAUGAUGUUAUCGUAUUGGGCACCGGACUCACAGAAUGUAUUCUCUCUGGGAUCAUGUCUGUGAAUGGGAAGAAAGUUUUGCAUAUGGACAGAAAUCCAUACUACGGUGGUGAAAGUUCCUCCAUCACACCCCUGGAGGAGCUCUAUAAGAGAUUUGGGAUUUCGGACAGCCCCCCAGAGUCAAUGGGCCGGGGAAGAGACUGGAAUGUGGACCUUAUUCCUAAAUUCUUAAUGGCUAAUGGUCAGUUAGUUAAGAUGCUUCUAUACACUGAAGUGACCAGAUACCUUGACUUCAAAGUGGUCGAGGGAAGCUUUGUGUAUAAAGGAGGAAAAAUCUACAAAGUGCCCUCUACUGAGACAGAGGCACUGGCUUCAAACCUAAUGGGAAUGUUUGAGAAGAGACGUUUCCGCAAGUUCCUAGUUUUUGUGGCCAACUUUGAUGAGAAUGACCCCAAGACUUUUGAGGGCGUCGAUCCCAAACUCACAACAAUGGGAGAAGUGUACAAGAAGUUUGACUUGGGACAGGACGUCAUCGACUUCACAGGACAUGCCCUGGCCCUCUACAGGACAGACGAUUACCUAGAGCAGCCGUGUCUGGAGACCAUCAAUAGGAUCAAACUCUACAGUGAGUCUCUGGCACGCUACGGGAAGAGCCCAUACCUUUACCCUCUGUACGGAUUGGGGGAGCUGCCUCAAGGGUUUGCUAGGUUAAGUGCAAUUUAUGGAGGAACUUACAUGCUGAACAAACCAGUGGAUGAGAUAGUGAUGGAGGGAGGACACGUGGUGGGCGUGAAAUCAGAGGGAGAGGUUGCCCGCUGCAAGCAGCUCAUCUGUGAUCCUAGCUACAUCCCGGACCGUGUGCACAAAGCCGGCCAGGUGAUCCGGGUCAUCUGCGUCCUCAGCCAUCCCAUUAAAAACACUAAUGAUGCCAAUUCCUGCCAGAUCAUCAUCCCUCAGAACCAGGUUAACCGCAAAUCAGAUAUCUAUGUUUGCAUGAUCUCCUACGCCCAUAAUGUGGCAGCUCAAGGAAAAUACAUUGCCAUUGCAAGCACCACUGUGGAGACCUCUGAUCCUGAAGCUGAAAUUGAACCUGCUCUGGAACUGCUUGAGCCCAUUGACCAAAAGUUUGUGGCCAUCAGUGAUAUGUAUGAACCCAGAGAUGAUGGUACAGAGAGCCAGAUUUUUGCAUCACGGUCCUACGAUGCCACCACUCAUUUCGAAACAACAUGUAACGACAUCAAGGACAUCUACAAGCGCAUGACAGGCAGCGACUUCGACUUUGAGAACAUGAAGCGUAAACAGAACGACGUCUUCGGCGAGGACGAGCAGUGAGGGGUGGAGAAGUGAUGGAGGAGUGGAAAGGCAAUGGUCAGGUGGAGGGAGAGAUGAGGUGGGCUGAACGGGAUUUACC
Messenger RNA from Carassius carassius (crucian carp), 1637 nucleotides. Its product is annotated as rab GDP dissociation inhibitor alpha-like. The record is from RefSeq and is a predicted model, not a curated record. Gene Ontology annotation, molecular function: Rab GDP-dissociation inhibitor activity. Lineage: Eukaryota; Metazoa; Chordata; Actinopteri; Cypriniformes; Cyprinidae. Gene Ontology annotation, biological process: vesicle-mediated transport; protein transport; small GTPase-mediated signal transduction. Gene Ontology annotation, cellular component: cytoplasm. The transcript has 11 exons. The coding region runs from base 215 to 1558 and encodes 447 amino acids.